CCGGAGAGAGGCAGGGCGAGCCCGGGCUAGCGGCGCUGAGCUGACCGUGGUGGCCCCAGCGCGAGCGUCCAGCCCACGAGGCUGCGUCCUGCUCCUCCCUUGGGCCUCAGAUCAGCUGACCCCGUCUCAGGAAGCCUUCCCCAACAGUGGCAGCGGCAUGAGUGCCCCUCAGCCUGCCAUGCCAGAGCUAAGCCCAGCGGAAGAGGCCGGAGGCCUAGCAGGAAAGGCUGUGGUGGGUGCCCGGGAGAAGGGCCCUCGGCUGGGCCAGCGGUUACCCUCAAUAGUGGUGGAGCCCAGUGAAGUGGGCACUGUGGAGAGUGGGGAGCUGCGUUGGCCCCCAGAGGGUGCCCAGAAGGGAUCCCCCCAGAGCCAAGCUGCUGCUGCCCCCUCACGGAGUCUGCCAGGAGCACCAGGGAAGGCUCCGGAUGACGCCGGCAGCGAGUGUGCCAGCUCCAAGGACGAGGCCCCCACGGCGCAGUAAUAGGACAAGGACAUGGCCAGAUUCUACUGUCCUGCCCACCCUGCCAUUGCCCUCUGACAGCUGAAAGGGCCUCAGCCCCAGGGUGGCCAGGCUGAUGCUCAGAGAGGACAGAGGCCAGCUACCAUCUCCGGCCUCACCGGGUCUGGCCAGGCCCACUGCCCCUGCCCCCUCCCGUCCGCGGCCCAGGGUCUGCAUCACACUCCUCCUUGUUCUGUUGUUUGAAGCAGAAAUAAAGGCUCUUCCUCGUGGUCAGUGGGCACAUCGGUGUGGACUCAAAGGGCUAAUAGCUAUUUUGGUUCUGCCAGUGGCCUUCAAGGCAAAGGCUUCGGCUUGGAGCCCAGGCUGAGCA
Messenger RNA from Rhinolophus ferrumequinum (greater horseshoe bat), 830 nucleotides. It is a transcript of the gene LBHD2, whose product is annotated as LBH domain containing 2. The transcript has 5 exons. The coding region runs from base 158 to 481 and encodes 107 amino acids. The record is from RefSeq and is a predicted model, not a curated record. NCBI's taxonomy places the organism in Eukaryota, Metazoa, Chordata, Mammalia, Chiroptera, Rhinolophidae.